This is a messenger RNA of Merops nubicus (carmine bee-eater), 474 nucleotides long. Its product is annotated as oxidoreductase NAD-binding domain-containing protein 1-like. The record is from RefSeq and is a predicted model, not a curated record. Bases 1 to 474 code for a protein of 157 amino acids. The transcript is spliced from 4 exons. Gene Ontology annotation, cellular component: mitochondrion. NCBI's taxonomy places the organism in Eukaryota, Metazoa, Chordata, Aves, Coraciiformes, Meropidae.
AUGAGGGAACAUCCCACCAGGCAGGAGCUUGAACGGCUGAAGCACUGUGCUUAUUGGGGGCAGGGAACUGCCAAAAAGCUGAGUGACUCAAGGACGUUGCAGAGCUGGCAAAUGAGGGAGAAGCUGUUCACGUCUGGAGCUGGUGAUUCCAAAGACAGCCCAGUCAUCAUGGCUCAUGCUGCUGUGUGUGGGGGGUUUACUGUUCCUCAGGUGCUGAGAGGUGCAAGCAGAAUUUUUGCCACUCAUUCUGCACUGGGGGUGUCGAGGCACUCUGCUUUUUGUUCCUGCACAGUGAACAGCACAAUAAAAUCAAAAAGGAAAAUGGAUCAUCUAGAGAGGACAGCAAAUAAUUUUCGCCAGGAGGUAAUUUCACAAGCAAAAGUGUGUGGAAUCACCAGUGAAUCCGAGACAGUCAAAAGACUUCGUUUGGCUGUGGCAAAUAAGGAUUUUACAUUCAAAGCAGGACAGUGGUAA